Messenger RNA from Penicillium taxi, 2352 nucleotides. Its product is annotated as Ras GTPase activating protein IRA2. The record is from RefSeq and is a predicted model, not a curated record. NCBI's taxonomy places the organism in Eukaryota, Fungi, Ascomycota, Eurotiomycetes, Eurotiales, Aspergillaceae. Gene Ontology annotation, biological process: regulation of actin cytoskeleton organization; regulation of GTPase activity. The transcript has 3 exons. Gene Ontology annotation, molecular function: protein binding; GTPase activator activity. Bases 1 to 2352 code for a protein of 783 amino acids. Gene Ontology annotation, cellular component: cell cortex.
AUGUCAGUUACGACCAUGCUUCAACCCGCCUCGAGAAUUUCUCGAGCAUCCUCCUCUUCAUCUUCUUCGUUUCAGCCCGUAGCACGACAGAACACCAUGUCGUCCCACGAUACUCGGUCGCUGCGGCAAUCUAAGCGGAUGUCGGUCACCGCACUCUACGUGUCCAUGAACGCCAAGGACAGGGAUUUGGAAAUUUCAGAUGAUUUGGCGAGAGCACAAAAAUACCUGCGAGAACUCAAGGCCAAGAUCUCUUCUCAGUCUAAGAAGAAUUUCGUAUUAGAAAAGGACGUGCGAUAUUUGGACUCGCGGAUUGCUCUGCUGAUUCAGAACCGCAUGGCACUAGAAGAGCAAAACGAAGUUGCCAGUCACCUCGAUGACACGGCCGAUCCUGCAGAAGGAUUCUUUCCCAAUGAUGAGCGAACCCAGAAAUACGGCAAUCUUUUGUUCCUGCUGCAAUCAGAGCCCCGCCACAUUGCUCAUCUCUGUCGACUCGUGUCAAUGGCUGAAAUCGACUCCCUACUGCAGACCGUCAUGUUCACCAUCUACGGAAACCAAUACGAAAGCCGUGAAGAGCACUUGCUGCUCACUAUGUUCCAGUCCGUCCUGACCUUCCAAUUUGACAACACUCCCGAAUACUCUUCUCUUCUACGUCAGAACACCCCGGUGUCUCGCAUGAUGACAACUUACACCAGGCGUGGUCCCGGUCAGAGUUAUCUAAAGCAGGUUCUCGCAGAACGAAUCAAUUCAUUGAUUGAACUGCGUGAGGUUGAUCUGGAAAUUAACCCCUUGAAAGUCUACGAGAGUAUGGUCAACCAGAUUGAGGAAGAGACCGGCUCGCUGCCAGAUUAUCUACCCCGAGCAGUGACCGCAGAAGACGCUGCAGACAACAAGCAGGUGCAAGCAAUCAUCACACCGCGCUUGAAGAUGCUGACUGAUAUUGCGAAUGGAUUCCUGACCACCAUCAUCGAGUCGGUGGAUGAGGCUCCGUACGGUAUUCGGUGGAUCUGCAAGCAGAUUCGCAGUCUGUCUCGCCGCAAGUACCCGGACGCCCAGGACCAGACAAUCUGUACUUUGAUCGGCGGCUUUUUCUUCCUCCGUUUCAUUAAUCCCGCUAUUGUGACUCCUCGCUCCUACAUGCUGAUCGAUUCAGUUCCCACCGACAAGCCCCGCCGUACCUUGACUCUGAUUGCCAAGAUGAUUCAGAACCUGGCCAACAAGCCGACAUACGCCAAGGAGCCAUACAUGGCCAGCCUGCAGCCUUUCAUCGAGCAGAACAAGGAACGAGUCAACAAGUUCCUCCUGGAUCUGUGUGAGGUUCAGGACUUCUACGAGAGUCUUGAGAUGGACAACUACGUGGCUCUUUCUAAGCGCGAUCUUGAGUUGCAAAUAACCCUCAACGAAAUGUACGCCACACACGCUCUGUUGGAGAAGCACAGCGAGGCAUUGACCCAGGAUCAACACUCGCAUCUUGCUAUGCUUUUGCAGGAGCUCGGCUCAGCCCCGACCCAGGUUCCCCGCAAGGAGAACCGAACUAUCACAGUGCCCCUUUUCAGUCGAUGGGAAACGGCCCUGGAUGAUCUGACGGCCGCCUUGGAUAUCACUCAAGAAGAAGUGUUUUUUAUGGAGGCCAAGUCUACAUUUGUACAGAUCCUUCGUUCGCUGCCUCAUAACUCCUCGGUCGCUCGUCGGCCUUUGCGGCUAGACCGCAUCGCCGAGGCAGCUGCCACACUGAAGAAAGAUGUUGUCAUGGUCCGAAAGGGCAUCCGCACCAUGGAGCUCCUCAGUCAAUUACAGGAUAUGGGCGUGAUUGACCGAUCUGACGAGUUUAGCUUGCUUCGAGAUGAAGUAGAGCAGGAGUUGGUGCACCUCGGCUCCUUAAAGGAGAAGGUGUUGGAGGAAACACGACAACUUGAGGAGGUGUUUUCCACCAUCCGCGACCACAAUGCGUACCUCGUGGGCCAGUUGGACACCUACAAGUCCUACCUUCACAACGUGCGCAGUCAAUCCGAGGGUAAGUCCCGGAAAACACAAAAGCACCAGGAACUGGGCCCCUACAAGUUCACCCACCAACAACUGGAGAAGGAGGGCGUUAUUCACCGAAGCAAUGUGCCCGAGAAUCGCCGGGCGAACAUUUACUUCAUGUUCAAGAGCCCGCUUCCUGGAACCUUCGUGAUCAGCUUGCACUACAAGGGGCGAGCCCGUGGCUUGCUGGAGCUUGACCUUAAGCUGGAUGAUCUCCUGGAGAUGCAGAAGGACAACCUGGAAGACCUUGAUCUGGAAUAUGUCCAGUUCAAUGUCAGCAAGGUUCUGACACUGCUUAACAAGCGAUUUGCCAGAAAAAAGGGAUGGUAG